GGGUCUUUACCAGAGAUUUCGAUUUUUGAGAGCAUUAAAGGGGGUUAGUUAGUGUUAAGCUUUUCCUUCGAUGGCGGAAUUGGUUGGGCCUCGCUUGUACAGUUGCUGUAAUUGCCGAAACCAUGUUUCCCUUCACGACGACAUCAUUUCUAAAGCUUUUCAGGGGAGAAACGGGCGAGCCUUUCUGUUCUCCCAUGCGAUGAACAUAGUCGUGGGUCCAAAAGAAGACAGGCAUCUCCUGACUGGCCUCCACAGUGUUGCUGAUGUCUACUGCUGUGAAUGCCGUGAGGUGUUGGGUUGGAAAUAUGAGCGAGCUUAUGAAGCAACACAGAAGUAUAAGGAAGGGAAAUUCGUACUUGAGAAAUCGAAGAUGGUCAAGGAGAACUGGUAACCACUUGUGGUACCUCUUUCAUGAAUCGCAGUGCUGUUGUAAGUUUGUCAGAUUUCAAUUCUUCUGAUGUUCGGCUUGUACAGAAUCUUCACCAAUUGAAAUAUUUUAGUCUUUUGUUCUUCUCUGUGCAUUCUU
This is a messenger RNA of Telopea speciosissima, 526 nucleotides long. RefSeq names its product protein yippee-like At4g27745. Bases 71 to 391 code for a protein of 106 amino acids. Lineage: Eukaryota; Viridiplantae; Streptophyta; Magnoliopsida; Proteales; Proteaceae. The transcript is spliced from 2 exons. The record is from RefSeq and is a predicted model, not a curated record.